This is a messenger RNA of Corvus hawaiiensis (hawaiian crow), 1237 nucleotides long. RefSeq names its product pre-mRNA-splicing factor CWC22 homolog. The record is from RefSeq and is a predicted model, not a curated record. NCBI's taxonomy places the organism in Eukaryota, Metazoa, Chordata, Aves, Passeriformes, Corvidae. The transcript is spliced from 7 exons. Bases 1 to 720 code for a protein of 239 amino acids.
AUGACCACUGAGUGCUUGGGACGCCGGUAUUUUACAGCGGGGGCGGGGCCAUGCGGCAGGGCGAAGCCCCGAGCGUCGGCGGGCGCUGUGCCCGGCGCGCUGCGCUCCGUGUGCCCGCGGUGCCGUGAGGGAGGGCAGGAAGCGGCGCCGGGCGGCCCCAGCCCUUCCGGGUCGCGGGCGGUGCCGGCCCAGGGGCGGCGGAGCCGGGGCGGCCGCGGCCCCAGCGCGGAUAUGGAUAACAGGGAGGAUGAAAAAAGUAGGACGGUGUGUGCAGCCUCAGAAGAAGGGCUGAAGGCCCGAGGAAAAGAAAAAAGGAAACGAAAGCGCAGCAGAAGCAGAUCCUCAUCUGUUUCAUCUACAUCAUCUUCUAGCAGUACAUCCACCUCUUCCUCCUCGUCACAGUCAUCCUCAAGGUCAUCUUCUUCCAGUAGUAGUAGAGAUUCUCCUAAGUCUAAAUCAAAGAAGAAGAAAAAAGAAAAACACAACAAAAAGAAGAGGAAAAAGGAGAACAAAAUGAAGAAAAAGAAAGAAAAGAAGAAAAGGAAAGAGAAAACAGGACCUGUCCAGCUUUCCAAGUUCUUCAAAAACAAAAAGAAGAAUGAAAACUACAGCAUGAUAACUGGAAAGAAAAUCAAGAUGAAAAUAAAGAAGACUAAGGAAGAUAUAGAGAGAGACCGGAACCGUGCACAGCUCCUGGAAUUUCUGAACUCUGCCUUGUGAUGGGAAGAGUGCUCACCAAGGACUGGUACAUGUGCCCAGCCAACCAUCAUCCUAGCAAAACACUACAGGGAAACUCAGGGAAAAGGACACCAGGUUGGACAAGACCAGACCCUCCUACUGAGAAGACAAUUGGGAUGUCCUUUUUUAAUGGCAAAAUGAAGAGUAGCUAAUAACUUGUUAAUGGAGAUCCAUGUCCUCCUUUUGAGAUUCUAAGGUAAUAGCCAGGCUGUGGUGUUUUAGAAAAGCUCAAGUGUGUGUUGUUCACCAUGAUGAGAAAUGACACACUGAAGUCCAGUAAUGUAAUUUCUGUCCUAACUGCAUGUGGAAUGCACUCUUGAUUUCAAAUGUCUUAAUUUUUCUAGUGGUUUAAGCAGAGUAUUUGUAAAUGUCUAUUUGAAAGAUGAGGUGUGUCUUUUAUGUAUGUUUUUUUCUGCUAGUGGUUAUGCUUAUCCUAAAGAGCAAAUUGACCUUUGUAAAUAGAACAUCCUUUUACAUAAAUGAUUUUUUUGGAAGUUCA